UCCCUCCCUCCCUCUGCUGGACAGUCUGAACUGAGCACAUCAUCAUGGCGGUUGGUCAAGUCCACUCCACGGAUACGUCGCGUCCUUUCAGACAGGAUCUCCCGCCCAAAGGGGGAUAUGCUCCCAUCAACUAUAACCGCAUUCCGGCCAAGACGUUGAGCAAACCUGGCCUCUUGUUCUUGGGUGGGUUGGCCGUAAAUGCCUUGGGUAUUUGGACCUACAAGACCAAGCGGACCGUGAUUGAGCGCAAGAAGUUGGAGGAGACCUCCGUGGAACUGGGCUUGGAGCCCUUGAUGUUGGCCGAAAUGGAUCGAGCUUAUCUGCUCCAAAUGCGACGAAAUCGCGAUGUUGAAGCCGAGUUUACUCGCGAUUGGCCCAAUUGGGAAGUGGGACGAUGGUUCCAGCAGCCUUUGUUUUACACUAUCCCCGAGGAUGAGUUACCUCGCCUUUCACCCCUUGAGCUGUUCAUUCACGCAGACCCCAAGACGUUGAAGAAAGAAAUUAAUUACAGGAAAAAUAGGACUCUUUAAGAUCGGAUCCGCCACCUGUCUCCAAAUAUAUCCAGUACUUGGGCACGAAUCCCACUUAGUGUUGAACUGAAGUCAAUAAAUCAUCUCAUAUGUUCAAAGAAUUAUUAGUGCUAAUAAACCCACAUCUGUCGCAGCAGCCUC
Molecule: messenger RNA, 671 nt
Organism: Tigriopus californicus
Lineage: Eukaryota; Metazoa; Arthropoda; Copepoda; Harpacticoida; Harpacticidae
Gene: ND-B16.6
Product: NADH dehydrogenase [ubiquinone] 1 alpha subcomplex subunit 13-like
Exons: 3
Coding region: 45-530 (161 amino acids)
Source: RefSeq, a predicted model, not a curated record